UGUCAACAGCUCAAAACAUGUGUUUUGGUGUUUCGCGACCCUUUAAGGUGGUUAGGGUUGUGUUAGUUUUCAAUAUGUGUCCCUUAUGCCUGAGCUAGAACACCAAUCAUCAUUUGAAGUGACUGGACUACAAUCGGAUAGCCACAGAUAUUGAUUUAGACUCGUUAGUUUGUAGUUAGUGUAUAAUUUAUUUUUAAUCCUGUCACCAUCCACUGCCAUUAUAUGAAUCACCAAAGACCAUGCAUUCAGCUCAAAAUCUACUUUAAAGUUCCACUGGAGAAAAACAGCCCAGCUAUAUAUUGGAUGGCCUGCGAGUGAUUAGAUUAAAAGGAGAUGAUCAAUUUUGGGUGAACUAUCUCCUUAAGCUGUUUUGAUGUGGAAAAUAUAAGUCAUUUGAUUGAUCCUGAAGAUCAGAUUUGAGAGGAUCUGACAGCAGAUGCUCACUAAUGAGUUCAGAUGAUGUGAAAUGUGGCAGUUUUGCAGCAGAUCUAUUGCACAACUUUGGUGCGAUGUGCAAGUGGCCCUCAGAUUAACUUUUAUUGUUGCAGUAAUUAGUAUUCAGCGCCAUUCAGAAAACCCCCUUUCUCUCUCUCUCUCUCUCUCUCUCUCUCUCUCUCUCUCUCUCUCUCUGUUUACUGCACAGUUAGUGAAGCUUAUCUCCUGGCAACCACAAUUAAAGUACACCAAGUCAGCAGUGGCAGAGAAACGGCUGUGAUAAAACACUAGAACACCUCCAGCAGAGACGGAGAGAGACAUAUAGAAAAACAGGCAGGCAGACAGACAGACAGACAGUCGAGUGAUUGAGCUGCUGCGCACCUGAAGAGCCUCAGAUUGAGUGCAGAGGAAGCGAGAGCGACAGGUGAAGCUCCGCUGCACAGAGUCUGGGCUCCAUCGACAGGAAAGGAACGCGACAGAGAAGGACUGAAUCUGGGAUUGUGAAACUGACCCAGCGACUCUCUCUGAAGGACAAACACUGCAGUAAAGAGGACAGGAGUCUGCAGUCCAGACCUCCGGCCUACAGGAGGCGCUCUCUCAGCGUGGACUGGGCCGAAUCCAAAAUGACUCAACAGAUUCCAGACCCUCAUCCUCUGAUUGCACGGAAAUACAGCACAUCAUGUUCGUCUCCACCGAGCGCAGCGCGGCGUCUCUACAGGAACCUGUCGGGGAAAUUCAGAACAGCAAACCUGGUUUUGGAUGAUACGACACUCCCGGGACAGUCGGACAAAGAGCAGUCACACAAAACCACCAUGUUCCAGGGUAACGAGGCUCUGUUUGAAGCGGUGGAGCAUCAGGAGCUGGACGUGGUGGAGUCUCUGCUGAACACCUUCAGUCUGGAGGAGCUGGACUUGAACACACCCAACAGUGAAGGCCUGCUGCCGCUCGACAUCGCCAUCAUGACCAACAACGUGCCCAUGGCCAAACUGCUGCUGAGAGCCGGGGCCAAAGAGAGUCCCCACUUUUUAAGUCUUGAAGGUCGAGCUGCUCACCUGGCUUCUCUGGUGCAAGAGGCAGAGCAUCGUAUAGCAGAGCUGGUUGCCCAGGUGACAGGGGAGGAGCCUGGAGAGAGGGAGGAGUCAAACAGAGAGAGACAGCUGAAAUCAUGGGAAUGGAAGCUCCGCCUCUAUAAGCGCAUGCAGACGGGAUACACACAUGCCAGUCCUCCCGAACCUCCCAGUGACGUACAUCUGUGUGUCAGCAGUGGCACCAGUCUCAGAGUUUACUUCCAAGAGCCUCUAUGUCACAAUUCGGCUGUUAUAACCAAAUACCGCGUGAGCUGGAGCAGUGUUUCUUCAUUUAGCCCUUUGCUGGGUGAGACGGUCAUUGAAGACGUGACUCAACUCCAGUAUGACAUCACAGGACUCGCUGCGGGCACAGGCUGUUAUGUCCAGGUCUCAGCAUAUAAUAUGAAGGGAUGGAGUUCACCUCAGAUAUCAGAACCUGCUUGUGCUACACCCUCCAGUUGGAGGGAGGUGGAUGGUCUUCCCCCCCGCCAGCAGGGUCUGAAAGAGGCGUUAGAGCAGCUCCUGGGGCAAAUUAAAGGGGCGCACCGUCACUGCGCAUGCCACGAACAAAUCAAAGCUCCGUCGAACACCAGAAAACAUUCUGUCUCUAAAAGUCUGCGGCAUCUCUUCCAGCCCACCAGCAAAUUUGUCAAAAACCUGAAAAGAGGUCUUUAUCUAGCCUGUAUAUUUUAUCAAGAUGAAAACGUUCUGGUGACUCCAGAGGAUCAGCUGCCGGUUGUAGAGGUGGACGACUCCUUCAGCUGUCACGCACAGGAUUUACUCUGGUUCACAAAGGUGUGUCACCUGUGGGAGGAGUUGAGCUGGAUGCAGCAGUGUAUCAGUCCUGCUCACGCCUGCAGCUCCUGCACACUUCAGACACGCCUCAAACUGCUGCAGGCAGCGGCACAACUACAGGCUCUGCUGGGCACGGUGGAUCUGGGACAGGUGUAUUUCGAGCCCAUUAAAGACAAGCACGGUAAUGCAGUGCUGGUGCUGCUGAAGGACAUGAGUGCGUGUGCGCCGCUGGAGGGACUGCGCUGGAUUCCUGUCAGUAAAUUCCAGCUUCAGCGAAGGUCUUCCUCGUCUUCAUCAGAAGAGCCCAGCGCACUGGAGACGCUCCUCUCCACACUGCACGAGAAGCUGUCGUAUCACCGGCGCAGCAGGAAGUGUCUGCCUCCAGGUCUGUAUCUGGGUUACUUGAAGCUCUACACCUCAGUGGACCAGAUCCGAGUCCUGGUGUCACACAAACACCCAAACGUGCUCUGCCACGUCAAGAUACGAGACAACGGCCACGUCUCCAGGGAGGAAUGGCAGUGGCUUCAGUCACUGACUUCACUGGAGGACAGCGCGAAGGUGUGUGAGGAUGCUCAGAGUGCUCCGCAUCGCCUCCUGCUGGACUUACGAACCGCCGCCAAAGAGUUACUCGCAUACGUCAACAUUCCCAACCAGCAGGCGCAGGACUUCCGUGUGUAUGUGAAGGAGGUGGUGGAGCUGGGUGAAGGAGUCUCAUUCCUGCUACUGCUGCCGCCCUGUGAGGAGGUGUGUUCACCACCGGGACAAAACCACCUGUGCUCACCGCGCUCCAGCUUCUUCACUCUACCACUGCAGAUCUUUGAACUCGUUCAUUUUGAGUCAUACUCGCCCAGUUUCAUCUCACUGUACUGUCAAGUGUCGGCUCUGCUGGCUCUGGAGUCUCUGAUGUCUCAGCAGUCUCUGCGCGAGGCUUUCUCCGAGUCCGAGCUGUUCUCCGCCAAGCAGAAACACCAGCAGGUGGAGGAGUAUCUGCAGCAUAUGGAGGAGCUGUGGCGUGAUGCGCGGUGGAUGGUUAUUCUCCAGUCUGCCCGAUACAAACAUCAGAGUUCUGGAGUGAGUUUGGCCUGGAUCAUAGACUUCACUAAGGAAACCAUCCCAGAGAAACCAGCCUCCACUUCCUCUCAGGUGGACUUCCUGCCCUCGCCGAGCCCUUCGCCGGAGAACACACGCAAACACACCGAUUCUCAUUUGUCGGAUGAAGACAACACCUCUGAUGUGUUUCUGACCACCGACAGCAGCGAGUACAGCUCCAGCGUGACCCCGAGCACCAGAGAGCUGGAUCUUCUUCCUCCGUCUCCCUCCAGCUUCAGAUCUCCUCCAUCAUCCUCGUCUCAGUCCUCCCCGCGGUCUUCUCAGCCAGACGUCCUGCAGCCAGUGAGCCGCCGUGAGCACAUCAGUGUGUUGGACAGCGACUUCAUCCUGCCGAGUCGUCAGAUCGAGCUCUUACGUGUGACAGAGAAGAGGACAGCUCUCUGCGUUCGCACCAGCAGCCUGGAGUACCCGCCGACCACGCCCACACACACCGCCUCCUCUAAUCAGAUGCGCUGGACACGCCCCUCCUCUUUUGAUCUGUGUUUCUCUGCCCCCGAGCCCCGCCCCUCACCAGUGCGCACUCUAUCAGAGGACAGCGGCGUGCAGAGACUCUCCGACCCCGCGGCCGGGUCUCCGCACAGACAGUGUCACAGCACACUGAGAGUUUACCCACAAUACCGCACCGGUUUACCCAAAGACACCAGCGUCAAAUUGCGUGUGACUCCAGAGACGUGUGCUGCAGAGCUGGUCCGUCUGGUGGUUCAGGAGAUGAACGCAGUGUGUCGUCACCUCCAGAAGGCCACUCAUCAGUGCUCGUGUGCAGCCGAUCAGUGUGUGCCCUCUGACGUGUGUGUGUACAGCGGCGAGCAGCUCCAGCAUUUCGGCCUGGUUCUGCUGGUGGAGGGACGAGAAAAGUGGCUGCAGGACGAUUUCUGCCCGCUUACACUGCAAAACCCCUGGACACGCGGGAAACUCUGCGUCCGCUUCAAGGAGUAUUCACCACUCGCACUGCAGUACAGCAGAGCCACCACUGUCUGACCUGUAAAUACACACACACACACACACACACACACACACACACUGGAUCAUGGGCUUUUACUACUGGAGGUUCACGGUGAGGUGCUUCAUCUGCACUAUAGUGAGGUUAUUCUUUAUAAAGUCACUGUAUUUCACUGUCUUUAUAGGAAAAUCACUAAAAGAGUUGGUCAAACAGAAGUGAACACUGUUUCUGUUGAGCACAUAAGGAGAUAUUUUGAAGAAUGGUGGAAAAUGGUAAUCAUAACAGAUGAAAACAAAGAGUUGGUCAAACAGAAAUGAACACUGUUUCUGUUGAACACAAAAGAAGAUGUUGUGAAGAAUGUUGGGAACCUGUAACUAUAUCACUGUGGUGUUAUGAAUUUAUUUAAAUAUAUAAUUUAUGUUUUACAUUGUAGGAUGCACUCUGAGGGACCAGGUCUGACUGCCUAUGUGUGAAAUAUAGUAUCAUGUCUCUAAAGUAAUACAAAUUGUGGGUUCGAUGCACGGCUGUGCCAUUUAUCAAACGAAUGGCCGGGUGAUGCUUUCAGGCAAGACACAGAAACUAGAUUGGCAUUGAUUUUUCAACUAAACUUGUAAUGGCAGUGUUUGUUUCUACUAAUAAGCACUGCCCCCUAAGCUGUGUAUUUAAGUGAAUGCCAGGCUGCAGAGGUUUCGAUUUUUCGAUGAACGACACGGCGAUGGCGAGUUCUCAUUAAACGAUUCUGCUUUGAAGAUA
This is a messenger RNA of Danio rerio (zebrafish), 5100 nucleotides long. The record is from RefSeq and is a predicted model, not a curated record. Lineage: Eukaryota; Metazoa; Chordata; Actinopteri; Cypriniformes; Danionidae.